AUGAACCUGAUUCUAUUUUAUGUCGGUGCCGUGGGCGCCUGCACCGUCACGGUCACCCAGCCGCCUUACCUGGAGGUGGACUACACGCACGAGGCCACUGCCAUCGAGUGCACCUUCUCUCCCUCCGGAUGCCCCACCAAGCCCCCAGCUAGUCUGUGGUUCCGCUACAGCGCUCACCAGUCUGAGACCCUCUGCUGGGACGGGUGCCGCAGUGAGGCUGACAAGUUCAUCAUGCACGAGUCCCUGGCACAGAACCGCGUUUCCCUCACUGUAAACAGGGUGACUUUAAACGACAGUGCCAUUUACAUCUGUGGAAUAGCAUUUCCAAGUUCAAAGAAUGCGACAGCCAAGCAAACCGGAGGAGGUACCGUGUUGGUGGUAAGAGAACUGAAGCUUCUCAGCCCCGAGCUACGGAAUGCCCUGAUAGUGCUGCUGUCGCUGCUCUCCGUCUACGUCACUGUUGUGGGCGUGACCAUCACAGUCCUCACCAGAUCAAAAUUGAACACUUUAAGGAAUAAAGACCCAAAAGAAGAGUCACAAAAGAAGAGUGCUCGGCGGAUUUUUCAGGACAUUGCUCAAGAGCUUUACCAUAAGAGAUACGCGGAAACAAGCCAACCGCCUGAGAAAGACCACAACACUUAUGAAAACAGAAGGGCACACGACAACUAUGAAAGACCUUAG
Molecule: messenger RNA, 681 nt
Organism: Orycteropus afer afer
Lineage: Eukaryota; Metazoa; Chordata; Mammalia; Tubulidentata; Orycteropodidae
Gene: IGSF6
Product: immunoglobulin superfamily member 6
Source: RefSeq, a predicted model, not a curated record